AGACGAUGUCUAAUUCUCAUCAUGAGGAAGUAAACUAUCUUCCUGACUAUUCUGGACGUCAUAAUCCUCAUCCACAGAGAGUAACACAUUUCACAGGCUUUUUAGGCCUACCAGUACCAGUUGUCAAUGAUCCAGGCUUUUCAUCACACGACCGUUACACAUCACCUUCAAGAGGCAUUACAUACAGUUCACUUGAAUUGAAACGCACCAAUUUUCCUAUUGGUUUAUCGCCAAGUUAUUAUACAGAUCAUUUACUGAAUAACUCGUUAAAAUUAAGUAAACGAGAUUACGCCAACAGCAGCGAUUCACUGAGUAGAUCAGGAAGAUCGAAUUCUACUGUUCAUCAUGUUCCUGUCGGUAUCCUUCCACUAUCACGGAUACGUCGAAGAAUUCCUCAGUUGGAUACUAUAAAUGGAUUAAAAUAUUUCACUGGCUUGCAAAACUAUUCUGCUCGUGAACGUCCUCCUCCAAUUGGUCCGUUGAUUGACUCUGAUGCGAGUCGAUUGAAAGAAGUGAAGCCAUCACAAGAAUUUUUAAAUGAAACCAAACAAAUGAGUUUUCUGAACAAACACAUAUCAGGACGUAAACUGAAGUGGCAAAAUGAAUUGGGCUUUCUUACAGGGACUAUUUUAAAUCAAUUAAAAAUACCAAUAUUAGAUGGCAACAAUUAUGCUCAGAACUCUGAUCGAUACAGUAAUACUUUUAACAGAUCUGAUUAUCAUUAUUUACAAUCAGAUAUGAACGAAAAAAGUCCGUAUGUCACAAAUAAUCAAACCGAUAUAUUGAACAGAAAUCAAAAUUCAUCAGGUGAAUUACUUUAUUCAAGUAAAACUGGUCGACUUCUACCUCCAUCGAAUAGCAGCAGAUGCAAUCGAACACGCAGUCAUGCUUCUAUCUUUGAUAGAAAUCAGUGUUCAAAUAAAACAUCUUCAAUGAAUGAUUUAUUUCGUGAUUAUGAAAUUCAAGUUUUUUCAAUGAUCUGUAGUAUUUUACAAACAAAUGAUUUGAAUGCUGUUCAACAUUGGUUAGAAAAUGCUACAGACAGGGAGAAAAAUUUAAUUAUCAGUUUAGUUUCUACUGCACUAUCCCAUCAGGAUGCAUAUUUUAAUGGCAGACAGAAUCAUGCAAACUGUCAACAACCUGAAUCGGACACACAUUGGUCUCGAAGAGAGAAAACCUUGAAUAUGAAUACAGAGAUAGAAGAGAAGAAUACGAAGAGUUGUAGUACUACAACUGAUCGUUUGGUUUUAGACGAUGUUAAUAAUAUAAAUGAAACACAUAGUAGAGGUGUACAAGCCAAUCUCCUUGACUCAAGAUCAGAUCAAACUGUAAGCAGUGACGAUACGGAUGCGAAGACAGCAAUUAAUAAUACAAGUGCUUCUUCUAGUCUAUGCCAAACACCUAUGAAAUCCUGUUGGAAACAAAAUGAAUCCAUCGGAAUCCCCUGA
This is a messenger RNA of Trichobilharzia szidati, 1448 nucleotides long. NCBI's taxonomy places the organism in Eukaryota, Metazoa, Platyhelminthes, Trematoda, Strigeidida, Schistosomatidae. The record is from the annotation of a GenBank genome assembly.